This is a messenger RNA of Cladophialophora immunda, 4490 nucleotides long. RefSeq lists its product as uncharacterized. The record is from RefSeq and is a predicted model, not a curated record. Bases 986 to 4195 code for a protein of 1069 amino acids. Lineage: Eukaryota; Fungi; Ascomycota; Eurotiomycetes; Chaetothyriales; Herpotrichiellaceae. The transcript has a single exon.
GCAAUCUUUUUCCGCUGUUCCAGAAGCCAAAAUCCUCCUUGUGGACUGAGCGACAGCACUAUUGACUUCAGGUCCCCCAGAAUUCCAACCCGAAAAUUGGAAUUGCGCAGUAUGCGUCCUGCAGGCAGCGCCACAACGCUUCUUCCCUCCCCCUGUCGCAGCCAGAUUGUCGCGUUAAUUUCGCGACACCCUCUGAUCCAAUCGGGGAUUUUCGAUAGUGGCAGUCUGCCACGCGACCAAGAUGGAGAAAGCGUGAGACGCGACCUUCUCACCAUUACCCGAGGCGCUCCUUGACACAGAAGCAAUCGAUGGGCGAGUCCUGUGAGCGUGGUCCUUGCGCAAUAUUCCUCCGUCCUGGCAUACGCCUAGCAGCCACUCCAAUUUUACAUGGGCUCAAGCCUCCAAAAGAGAAGGAAACAGGGAUCUCAAGGUCGCUUCCUCCCCUGAUCCCGAAUAAUCGCAAGGCGGGUGGCUCGAGUCCCAGCUGCGUUGGGGUGUUGGCCAACAGUCAUCCAAAACCACACUGCGACUCUCCAACUGCACCAAGCUGAACCGGAGACAGCACAAACAUCCAACAUUCUUUUCCUAUGUACAUACACACACCGCUCUGCACAUACCAGACGACCUCUCAGACAUCAGACGCUCGAUUACACUACGCCACGCCCGCGGCCGAUCAGAUCUCAAUUUAACUCGCCCUGAAGCAUGCAUAUGCAGCUCCGCUUGAUCGUCAACCUAACCCGAGCUACCAGUACUUUGAGUGCAGAAUAUCUCCGACAGUACUGCCAUGACGCUGGCAUUGAGACUUCAAUAAUACUCUGCCCUGCACAUUGAGCGCCCACUCGACGUUCCUUUCGUCUUCGCACACCUCACCUCUAGUCGUUCGUUACCUUGCCAAAUCCUCUGACCAAGCACCCUCGGGAAUCUCUAUCGAAGUCGAGAGUCACCGAAUGCAUCACCGGCUGACGGUUGCGACGAUGAGAUAAUUAUGUCCUCGUCCCCUUCGUCGGUUAAGCUGAGAUCGCCGAAGCGGACUGCUCCCAAACGCACACCGCUACAAGAACGAACAUCUUCGGAGACAAAUGAGCUUUCACCUCGUCUGGGUCAAGAGCCAAGUUCAGACCAAGGGACUUUGAACAUAUACAAUACCACUCCGUUUCCCACGAAACCCGCCCAUGUCCUCCUCCCUAGCACGAUCCGCAAGAAGAAGAGCUUCGGUCCAAGCCAACUCGCCGAUACUUCUGGGUUGCUCUAUGAGAGUGAAUCAGGUAGAAGCAGCGAUGCUUCCCGGAGCUUGCGAGGCGGAGGGUCGAAGCCUACCGUCAGGCUCAAGCGGUCGGUCAAAGCUUUAAGAGACCUGUAUGAAUCUCAAGCCGAAGAAGCGUCCCGCCCUUCUACCGCUACUUCACCAGCGCUCCGCCCGAGCACGGCCAGUUCGUCACGAUUAAGAAGUAUCAGCUCUAGUGAAAGCUUAUCGGGCGCAUACGCUUGGGAGUCUCUGCAAAAGAUCACCGCCGAUGAUUUGGCACUGCUACCCUCUUUGCCCUCUGGAUCUCACACUCUUAAACGGAUUUCGUCGCGUUCCUCCUUCACGUCGAUCCCAGAGAAGGUUACUGCAGCUGCAACUUCAACCCCAAACUACAAAGUACUCGCGGUAACCUCAAGUCCGAGACUGCCAUCGUUCCGAGAAUCGAAGAGUCCACUGCUUGAGGCGUUCGAAGAGGCAUCAAGCACGGAGUCUGACAAGGAUGGUUCAUCGAGCCCCAAUGUUGUUCGGCUUGCGCCCACAUCAAGCCCCAGACAAUAUCGAAGCACCGACCAGUCGUCCAGCCCCAACGUGGUGCGUCUUGCCCACUCCUCCAGUACGGAGCAGUUUCAAAGCAGCGACCAAUCCUCCAGUCCCAAUGUUGUCCGCCUUGUGCACACCUCUAGUACCGAACAAUUCCAAAGCAGCGACCAGUCGUCAAGUCCAAAUGUGGUUAAAUUCGGGCUGUCAUCGCCGUCCACCGCUCGACCUGAUUUUUCCAAGUCUUCUACACUUUCCCGAUCGUCGUCAAGCUCUUCGAGGAAAAGGAAAAGGUCUGAGUCUGGGGGAGGGAAGUCAUUCGCCGAACGAGCUGGAGCAAGGAACCCCCUGGCCUCUAGCCCUCCCGUUCAUCGGUACAUCCCAUCGUCUGCUGCUGCAAGUGCGAGUUCUCUUGUGGACCCUGGACUACCCUCUUCCGCGCCACAGAGCAUCCAACAGACGAACGAAUCUAUCGACGAGUCUAGCCCAGUGGUUCGCGUUUUGGCGAGAGACGACCCGAUGUCCGAUAGCGGUUCUGUCUCCGAUACCCAUGCCAGUCUUCAAGCCGCUCUGAGCUCCAGUCCGCCACGGAUUCAAUACCCAAUUGUUCGAGCUCCUGCUUUAAGCCAACAUGUCGGACUCGCAGUGCCCAAACGUAAUUCCAGAUCCAUGUCCACGGAGGGAUCCAUGGCGAAAUUCUCACCACGGUUAUCAGCGGUCCCUUCUGAAGGCUCAUGGAUGCGAACAAGGCCGGCCAGUGAAGCGUCUUCCAUACCCGAUGAUCUUGACCAAUAUCUCAAAUCUGAAGAAUUGGCGCCGGCAUCCACCUACAUCAUCAACGAAGGUGCAAAUCUGACGCAGAUUCGACUCAUCCCGGACAGUGAACCACAAACCGAGCCCCAGUGCGACUCUGACUGGCAAACCGAAUACAGCCAUGAAGAACUGGACCCUCACCACAACGAGGCCACGGACGAGGUCUCGGCACUGCCGUCGACAGAAUAUGCGUACAGAUCACCACCUCUUCGCCCAAGCCGGAGCAGCGGCUUUAUUCACUCCUCUUCGAAUAACUCGUCCCAACAGUCCAUUGCGCGACUUAAUUCCAUGAAUUCUUUUACGAAGUCACGACACAACAAAUCCUUUUCCAAUUCCUUGCGACCAGGUUCUUCUGGUAGCAUUACGAGCGUAAUCCCUGUUCCAACGUGGGCCCGGAGGUAUUAUUCGGGAUUUUACAGGGACUCUUUUCAGUAUCUUUAUUCCAGCGGUUCAUAUGUCAAUUUGAGGGAGAGAGCGGCAGCCCAAGCACCAAUUCCGGUACAUCUAGAGCCGCCCUCGCGGCCUGCGACGUCCAAGUCAAGUAAUACCAGCUUGCGCAAUAUCCACCAGGGAAUGAUGGAUGGCGUUGGCGGCCCUUUCCGACCUAGGAAACGACCAAAGCUCGAAGCCCGGAAAUCCCAUCUUCUACCUGGUGUUGGACCGCUGGUCUCAAACCCGGUGCGCGCUCCACCAGCAGCUCGAGCCUCAACUGUCCGACGACAAUCUUAUCCCCAAACACAGUCCUAUCCAAAUACUCACUCUCGCUCAGUUUCCUUGCCGUUGCACCCUGCAGACCCUCGGUCUCAUUGGGCCGGGGUCGUCGAAAUCCAUGAACAGCCACUUGGAGAUGGGCCAGGAUCAAGCUACAUGAUCCGUCAUCACAGCUAUACCUAUAGUGUCAGCGGCUCCCAAUCCGACUCGCAAAAUAACCAGUCUGUGAUACACCACCCUCGAGCAAGCGGCGGCAGUGGAAACAUAUUUCGUCGCUCCUGGCAUCGUUGGUCGUCAUCUCCACACCUUCAUCACGACGCCCGCUUGGGUACGGGCUCGUCCGUCUCUCGCGGCUUUGGGUUUCCAUUCAACGCGAAGUCCCGCUGGAUGACGGGCGUGCCUGACCUCGUCACGGGUGGGCAGACUCAGUCCCCGCUGCACAUUGACCUCCGCUCUGUCCAGGUAAUUUGCUUCACCGCGGGCUUCCUCAUGCCUGCGGCAUGGUUCGUGGGUGCCUUUCUGCCCCUUCCCACUAGGCCUGCGAGCUUUGGGGACAUUGAGAAGCAAGUCGUCCAAGAGCAGCGUCAAAGACAACGUCAAUCACACCCUCAACAGCAGUCGCAGCCCCGAGCGCAAUCGUUGCGUUAUUCACUAUCCCAACGGUUUAGUUCCGAGUGUUCGCAAGCAGAGCAGGAGUGGGAAUCCAUGGACAUCUUGGCCAGACUUCGCUAUGAACGGCACGCCGCGGGUGUGGCGGAGCUCAAAUUCCAAAACGCACGGUGGUGGAGGAAUCUGAAUCGAUGGAUGAGCGCCGUUGGUGUUGUGGUAUGCGCACUGGUGGUGCUAUUGGCGGUGUUGGGAACCAAACACAACUGGGGAGAGAGUUGAUUUGGCUGGAGGCCGACAACGUGCGUAAGGAUCAAAAUACACCUGCGCAUGUAUUGGACAGGGAAACGAAUCCAAAGAAGGCGAAAUCUUUUGAUAUCGACCAGCAUAUUUGUUUGCUCCUCUCCACACAUCUACAUACAGAUCUUUUUUUUUUAUUUACUCACAUCGAGCGAACCACCAGCAUUCGGACGCCCUCGACGGGAUAGAUUUUCUUGCAGUCGAUCAAUACAUCUAUUCUAUUCCAUGUAAUCGGUUGGUUAUCCCUACCAGUCAGCGCCGAAUACCAAGUAUAUAC